AUGGCUGCCGCAAUCAAAGCCGUUAAUGCGAAGAUCCGUUCCAACAAGGUGUUGGAUUACUUCUGCUCAACACACUUCUGGGGUCCAGCUUCGAACUUCGGUAUUCCAUUAGCAGCAGUAAUGGACACACAGAAGAGUCCUGAAUUCGGCACAUUCAUGCGCUACGCCCUAGCAGUAACACCGAGAAACGGCCUCCUCUUCGCCUGCCACUUUGUCAACUUCAACGCCCAGUUGACGCAGAUGUACCGCUGGUACGACUACAACUACCAGGGUGGAAAGACCAAAUGGGAAAACAUUAAACUCGAGGCAGAGAGGCAAGGCGAUAUGGCAGGGAAAGAGGCACAAGGCAUAGUAAAUAAGGUGGAGCAGAAGGGGAGAGAGGCUGUGGAAGAGGUAAAGAGGAAGGUGAGCUAA
Molecule: messenger RNA, 414 nt
Organism: Lithohypha guttulata
Lineage: Eukaryota; Fungi; Ascomycota; Eurotiomycetes; Chaetothyriales; Trichomeriaceae
Exons: 3
Coding region: 1-414 (137 amino acids)
Biological process (GO): pyruvate import into mitochondria
Cellular component (GO): mitochondrial inner membrane
Source: RefSeq, a predicted model, not a curated record